Messenger RNA from Effrenium voratum, 600 nucleotides. NCBI's taxonomy places the organism in Eukaryota, Dinophyceae, Suessiales, Symbiodiniaceae. The record is from the annotation of a GenBank genome assembly.
AUGCGCGAUGAUGUGAGCUGUUCCUCCACCUCCUCCUUGCCGGACUUGGAGCCAUUGGAAGUGCCUCUGGCAGAGCUCAAAACCGUCCUGCCGGAGCCGCAUGUCUUUCGCCUUGGCAACGACAGCCAGCCACCCGAGUACGACCCGGCCUCGAUUUGGGAUGAGCCGGUGCAGCAAGAGAGCCACUGGGAGGAGGAGGUCCGGCAGGAGACGCGGCGCUUGAUGGCGCAGGUCUGCAGCGAGACCUUCUGCGAGGAAGAGCUGGGAUAUCCCAAGUGGCCUGAAGAAAUGAAGGACCCCACGUACUUCAGAGCAGAGCUUCAAGAGAUCCGGAACGACCCUCGGAAGAAUCCCAACCACGGGCGAUCCUUGGAGGAUCAGGAGUUCUGGAAUGAAGCGGCGCGCCAGCCUUGGGCGAAGGUUUUGCUCCGCAAGGAGCAAUUCUGGACGGAGCGGCGCAACGUUUGGCUCAAGCAGUACGGCGCCGUGAUCCGCGGCAACCGGGGCCGCUCCCAAGUGGUAGAUCAGCUUGAGGACGGCGCCACGGGGCCAUGGAGUGGGCGAAGCUUUUUCUCCAGCUGGAAGUGGUGGGGUCAAUAG